UCGUUUGAUCCACAUUUUAUUCCACGCCCGUACUCUCCAUGUCUGUUGAUGAGCUCAAGCAGUUCCUCGUCGGACUUCCCGCGGCGUUGGACUACAUCGUGCCUCUGGGAGUGAACCAUAACGUCUUCAGAGCUCUCUACUACUGUGCCACCAAUAAAGGACAAUGUCUUUCCACCAUUUUGCCGUCUGUGCCUCUCCCGGAGAUCGAAAAGAUCCAGCUUCAAGGUCUAAACUUUGCCUUUCUGCUCAGCGAUGAAAACAAACUCUUCUAUCGUAACUCCAGACGCCUGGCUUCUAAUGCCUCUCAUUACUCCCAUCCUCGGGGCAAAGUCUGUGCCCGUCUGUUUCGAAGCAAGGAACCUGUCUAUCGUUGCGAGGAGUGUGGUUUCGAUAACACUUGUGUGCUUUGCUUCCAUUGCUUCAACAAGGAUGACCACAAGGGCCAUAACGUGACCAUGUACAUUCUGGAAGGCAACAGUGGAGGUGUCUGCGAUUGCGGAGAUCCAGAAGCUUUCGUCAAAGAGCUCAAUUGUAAGUGCCAAAUGCUGCAAAAUAACAAUGAUGACAACCCGAUGGAUCUUCUGGCCAUGGAGUCGUCGCUUAGGGAAACGAUUACCGUCUGUCUCGACUAUAUCCUAGACGUCUUGAACUACUCUGUCCAUGCUUUACCAUUUAUCCACGACAACAUCAACAAGGAGGGCUCUAAACUUACCCUGGCAAUGCUCUCAGACUACUCGAGCCUCCCCAAAAAAGCCUAUGGUAAUGCAGAGGACAUUAAUUCCAACGACUUGUGGUACUUGAUUCUUUGGAACGAUGAAAGACACGAUUUUCCCCAGGCUCAGGAAGCUAUUAUAUUAGCUUCAGGUGUUUCUGAGGAAAAAGCCCAUAAGAUUGCAACUCAGAUCAACGAAUCUGGAAGAGGAAUCUUAAGAGAAGCAAAAGAUCCACGCAAUCUAGUAAAAAGCCAGAAGCUAGCAGAAACAGAGGGUCUUGUGGCUACCAUUAUCUCGGCUAGAGAUUACAUGAGAGACGUAAUUGUAGGGCUGAUCUUGGCAUGGUUGGCCGACUUGUCGCAAUUUGCCAACAACCCCACCUUCAGUGAUAUGACCAGAACCAUUUUGUCGGAUUUGCUCCUUGCCAAAGGGCAUCAGUUUGCUAAGCCAAUGCCAGUGAGUUUUUUCGAUACUUUUUCCGUAAAUGUAGAAAGAAAAGCAUUUGAAAACGGACUUUUACUCGACAAUGGUGAGAUUGUAAAUGGAGGAUUGACAAAGGUCAAAGAUGACUUCGAAAUCACCCAUAUGGAAAGAGCGUCCCAUUUUGUACUAGAGCAUAAGAGUAGCCUUGACCAUGGCAAUAUAGCCAAUUCACGGUUUCAGUACUUACUUCUAUUUCAGAUCAGAAUGUCGAAACCAAUGCGUGAAUUGCUACCCUCUGUUAUCAUUCCACCUUUAAUUGCCGAAUUACACAAGAAAGUAGUCUGUUCUCAACAGUUUAUUGAGAUAUACCCUUCCCUAAUCACUACGCUAGCUCUUUCAGACAGAGAGGAAGACUUAAACAUUCUUCUGGACAUCUCGUCACAGCUAUUCACAUGUCCCAAAACAGUAAAAUCAAUCCUCAGAAGCGGUCAAGUAGGUAAUGUAAUUGGCCCUGUACUGCAGUUGAUAGAAGAACACCAUUCCAAGUGGAAUUUCCGCACGGGUUACCCCAAUUUCAUAUACAUUGAAGAUUCCAGUCCAGAACGGAAGUUCAAGUCCAUAACUAAAGCAGUGAAGUGGGGUAUCCACGACAUUGGUCAUCUUGCCGAUAAAGAACUAGCUUCUGACAGCUUGUAUGUGUUCUACGAGAGGGAUACCUUGGUGAUGUUGCUUUUAUUCUUGCGAAACUUCCAGGGAUACUGGCCCAUCAAAAGAAAAAAGGGAGACCAUGUUGAGCAUGAAGUGUUUGAUUUUAUGGUCCAUUUAGAAUAUUCCAUCCCCGUUCUUAAUAUAGCGAAAUCUGUAGCAACUAGAUCUGUCGAUAUUGCUCUCGUUAACAAAGCGAUUGCACUUAUUGUUGCCUUUUUGGAGUUGAGAAAAUUUGAUGUGAAUCGCGAUCCAAAUUUCCGGGUAAGCAAUGACAUGGUUUCGUUUGUAAACCCCAUCAACUCGUUCUUAUCAUAUAUGAUCCAGUAUCAACAGCCUGAGUUUCCGAGAUACAUUGGCGAGGAUAGAUUUUGGCGGAUCUCAGAGAUUUCCUUACGAAGUAUUGUCUUAGGGUCGCAAGUCAAAGUUGGUCUUUGGAUCAGAAACGGAAACUCAGUUUCUAGACAGGCUUCGUUGUAUUUCGAUGCUAUUUUGAGCGACCUAACUUAUCUCAGAGAUUUACAUUUGAACCAGGUCAACUUGAUGACCGGGGACCCAACUUGGGCUUUGUACAAUUUACUUGGCGCAUGGGAACUCCUUGAUUGGUACUAUGGCAAUGACACACAUUCUACUACAGUGUACCAAGACAGAUUCAACACUAUUUCGGAAAAGUUCAUCGUUUUUCUCUACAACAUGAUUACCGACCGGAGUGCUUUUUCACGCACCAGCCCUGAAGAGAGACGACUCGCCAACGCAGGAAAGGCCAUAGCUUAUGCUCUUUGUGACGAACCCAAAUCGUACUCGUUCCUCAAGAGCUCUAUAGAUUCUGAUAUCUCAGAGUUGCCUGAAUUCGAUGACGUCUUGUUAGAGUAUACUGACUACCAAGCUCCAUCAGGUUUGGUUGAUGCAGGCCUUUACCGGUUGAAGCCUGAAAUCUUCGAAAAACUCGAUCCGUUGAGCAUUUUCUUGGAUCCCAGUAAGUUCCAGGUAGUGACUGAGUCUUUGGUAAAGAGUAUUGCUAAAGGCAAAGGAGUCAAAGAAGAAUCGGUGGUCUUGGAGCCAGUAUUUACAGAAACUGAUAUUCCUUUUGUUAAAAGAGAUAUUGGCAAGUUUGCAAAGACGAAAGAUUUUGCCAAAUUGAUCUACAAGUACUUACAAGUAGCUUUGGAUACAUCUGAUGAAACUUAUCUUCCGCAACUUCUUCAUUUGAUCCAUGCUAUUUUGAAGGAUGACGAAAACUUAAAUGGACCUAACUAUUUGAAUGAGAAUUUUAUCAAUAUUCCCAUCGCUGAUCUCCUCCUUACAAUUGUGGAAUCAACAAUGUCUAAGUAUGUGGUCAACAAGGCUGAUUUCUUGGUCGAUCAGUUUGUUGUCAAGGAUCUGAGAAUAAUUGAUAAUCUUAUUGAUUGCUUUGGGGAAGAAUUCAUGACGUCGUAUAAACGUAAGAAGACGAGUUUAUUUGAGACAGAGGCGGGGAAGAAGAAGCGUUUAGCUGAAGAAAGAAAGAAUAAGGUAAUGAAGAAGUUUGCCAAGAGAAGAGAAAAGUUCCUAGACAAGAACAAGGAAUUUGGACAAGAUAGUCAUAUAGGAACUAAUGAUGGUUCCCAUGGCGAACAUGUUUCACUUAGAACAUGUGUUCUAUGUGGAGAAGAAGAAUCUUCUCAUCUGAUCUUUGGAAUUCUUGCCAGUGUUACCGAUGCAGCAACGUUGUGGAAAAUUCCCGUUGAUGAUCUUCACACAGACUUGGCAUUCAGAUCAUGGGACUCACAGAGCACGAUGAAAGCUGGUCAGAUUUACGGGAAGGGAUAUAGUGGCUUUUCAGAAGAUGACUCCGCAUUUUCAAAAAGUAGGGUUAUGGCUCAAGUAUUCUCUACCUGUGGCCAUGGAAUGCACUAUGAUUGUUAUAUUAGAGAUAGUCCUGGUUCACAACACUAUGCUUGUCCACUAUGUCACAAUUUGCAAGACAUAUUUGUUCCUACCUUCCUUCCUCCAGCCGAUGGAGGAGGAUUUUCUCAAGCAGAAAUCGUCAGGCUGGAGUUGUACUCGAAAUACAACAAGAUCACGAGCUCCGUUGGCUUGUAUAAACUGAAGAAGAUAAUUGAAUCUUUUGUUAGUGACAAGUACUACGGAGAUAAAAAUUUCGAUGUAUACGGAAAAAUCUUAUCUGAGCAGUUGUUCCAUCAUACUAGCGAUACUCGGUAUUUGGUUGGCAUCAACAAUAACGAGAAAUUCUUCAACCAUAUCAUGAAAGUGAACGUUUUGAUAGCCGACACAAUCAGAAUGAAUGAGAUUGCGAGUCGUUUGAGUGGAGAGAAGAGCUUGUCUAACUUCUUGGGCCAGAUUUCUGGUUCAGUGAAGACAUUAAUUAAGACUUUGAUACAGUGUCGUGCCGUCAUGUAUGAAUGCAGAAGCAAUUCUCAUCUCUUGGGUACAUCCUACGAUCUCCAAUUUGAAGUUAACUCCUUCUGGAAUUCUGACAACCUACUUGAUGGAAUCUUCAACGAAGUAGUAACGCUCUUCUUUCAGACAGACGAGUCCAUAACUACCUUGGCAAGACUAGGAUUGACCAAGUUGGUGACAAUUGCUACAUUCGCUUUGAUUAAAAGACUAAAUGAUCCCAUUCAUGGUGAAAAUUUCAAAAGCUACCUCAUAAGUACACCACUAGAAUUAAAUCUGCAGACAAGCGAUGCAUUGGUUAUUCUUCUUGGAAAUGUAGUGUUGGAUCUGGGUUCUGACAUUGACUCAAACAAUAAACAGUUGCUCGUAUCCAUCUAUUGCAGUCUUGAAAGAUUGCUCUUGCCAUAUCUCAGGCAGAUGGUGAUCUUGGUAGACUUACUUACGUCUAAGAAUUUUGGUGAAAACACUCACGAGAGCUUGCCUGAAUUUAAUAAUUUGGAAAGUGAAGUAUUGAAGCAAACGCGUAUUGACUCAGCUGAUGCACUUUGCCACGUAUUGAAUUUGCCCACUUUGGACCAAAUUGUAGCCAGUAUUGCUUUUGAAGGAAACGACCUUGACUACAACGUUUUUGAUGUUGUUUUAAGUGCAAAGAUUCCCAAAUAUAUCAACUCCGGAAUCCUCACUCUCCAGUAUCCUGCUGUAGUGAAGUUGAUCGAAUUGCCCGAAGACUAUACAUCGUGUAUUACGGAGACUUAUUCAGAUAAACGUGGCUACGAUAGAAUCAUCUGUUUGUCUUGUGGUGACUUACUCAAGAGCACCAGGUUUGCAUUUCAUAUGUCUGAAUGCUGUAGCCAUACCAAUGUCUUCUUUCUUCCCAGAUUGAACGUGCUUAGAAUUUGUACUCAUAUCGGGCACAAUCGCAUCAGCAUUGAAAUUCCUGCUCCCUACUUGACAGCCCAUGGUGAAGUCAAGAAGAAGAGAGUCAACGGUAAGGCUACGUUGAAUACCUACAGGUACCAGUACUUGAACAAGUUGUGGCUCGACCAAGGGUUAUAUGGAUUUGUUACUAGAAACCUAUUUGGAACCAGACAGUCAUUGGAUGACUUGAACAUCGACGUUGGAAGGAACGAUGACGCAGAAGACUUCUACGAUGACAGUGACCAAUUAGAUGAUGAGGUAUUUGGAGAAGUAAAUAGCUUCAUCUGGUAAGUAUUUAUUCUAUUUAUUGAUAGAUUUAACAUGGGCUAAACUGAAAUGUACAAUAAUUUACAA
Molecule: messenger RNA, 5510 nt
Organism: Scheffersomyces stipitis CBS 6054
Lineage: Eukaryota; Fungi; Ascomycota; Pichiomycetes; Serinales; Debaryomycetaceae
Gene: UBR1
Product: E3 ubiquitin-protein ligase
Exons: 1
Coding region: 39-5447 (1802 amino acids)
Biological process (GO): protein ubiquitination; ubiquitin-dependent protein catabolic process via the N-end rule pathway
Cellular component (GO): cytoplasm; ubiquitin ligase complex
Molecular function (GO): zinc ion binding; ubiquitin protein ligase activity
Source: RefSeq, a predicted model, not a curated record